AUGUUAGCCCCCACACCCUCCCAGUCCUGCGCUGCACCUGCUGCCUCCUGCGAUGGGCGUGCCCGAUGCAAGAAAUGCAGUGGUUACCAUGACACUGACGGGUGUGUCAGGGAGGAUUAUUGUUUGUUUUGUGGUUCCGGCCACCGCCCCACCUCCAAACAAUGCCUGACUUGCCUCCAGGCAGCGCAGCUGCAAGAACUGCAGCAUGACGGGGCCCACUCUCUCUUAGACGUCAAACAAAAAAUGAGAGGUAUCCUCCCGGGCACUUUUUGCCUACCAAACCCCUCACCAAAACCACACUCACCCUCCAAACCAGGACACCCUCAACCUCCUCCCCUAUGUCUCACUCACCCUCACACACCUAAAACCCCCACCUCUGCCCCCACCCUUGCUCCUCACCCUACACCCAUCCAGGCUUCCUUCCCAGCUCCCGCUCCUGAUCCUACUCCUUCUCCCAUCAAGCCCCUGAACCCCAUUAUUAAUGUGGUACUGCUAACCGCCCAGCCUCCCUCACCCAAGGCCCAAUGGAACCGCCACCACCACAAACCACACCACAAAGUCACACCACCAUACCCUCCUUCAUCCUCGAGGGCCCCUACCGAACUGACUUGCCAGAUGCUGGGGAAUUUGUACCCCCAACCCCUCUACACCAAUGCCACCCACCAAAGGUUCCCCAGCCAAAAGCCCUACAACCAGCAACCCAGAAGUCCUUGCCCUCACUUGCUUCAGCGAGAGCCUCCUUCGGUGCCUGCCAGGACUCCUCUCCUUCAUCACAUCACUCACGCAGUGAGUGAUCCACUUGCCUCCAACUUCAUUUUCUGGAAUGCCCAGUCUUUGUAUAGGAAACUUCCAACUCUUAAAACCAUGCUGUCCUCAUACUCUCCUCUCAUUGUCGGUGUCUGUGAGACGUGGCUCACAGACCCAUUCUCCCGCUCCUUUCCAAACUAUACUUCAUACAGGAAGGACAGGGAGACCGGCGAAGUAGGAGGCGGCCUACUUCUACUGAUCCACCAGUCCCUUCCUUCUAGCCCUCUCUUUAUCCCUCUUUCACAGGUGAUGGAUUGGAGCAUCUGGGAGUGA
Portunus trituberculatus (swimming crab) is the source of this 1080-nucleotide messenger RNA. RefSeq names its product pistil-specific extensin-like protein. The coding region runs from base 1 to 1080 and encodes 359 amino acids. The record is from RefSeq and is a predicted model, not a curated record. The transcript is spliced from 2 exons. Lineage: Eukaryota; Metazoa; Arthropoda; Malacostraca; Decapoda; Portunidae.